Molecule: messenger RNA, 10847 nt
Organism: Paramuricea clavata
Lineage: Eukaryota; Metazoa; Cnidaria; Anthozoa; Malacalcyonacea; Plexauridae
Source: the annotation of a GenBank genome assembly
CACGCACGGAAAAGUUAAAAUUCAUUUGAAUGUUACUGAUGAAAUAAUUAGUAAAUGAAGAAAAGGACAUUUAAUUUUGUGUAUAAUUUCAUUUGCACUUAUGUCCUGCGUACACGCAGUGACGCAAGUAGGAAAAAAGCCCGUGAGAUGAGAUGACUGAGAUCCCCUACGGGACUAGGGCUAUACCACAAUCUCGUACACAGAGUUCUGGGUACGAGAUUACAACCCAAAAUGUUCGGUAUCAAAGCAUCAGGGACGUUUACUGGAUUUUUGUGGUGAAGUUAAGUUGUGCCCGUCACGCGUCAAAGGCCAUGUGGCAUGAUAAUUGCAUAAUACAAAUGCAAGUUGAGCCUUCGUUAUUAUUCAUUGUUUACUUCGUGCUCUAAAGACACCCACAGCUUCGUGCAAAGGCUAGAAAUAUGCCUGCGUUAUAUCGAGAUCCACUCGUUGAUAAUGUCGGAGUUUGGGGAAUACCGACCUCUACUUUGGACUGGUGUGAAGAAAACUAUGCUGUUACAAGAUAUGUUGCUGAAUUCUGUAAGUAAAUCAUUCCGUUUAUAAGUUCGUUAAUGUGUUUACAUUUUAGUACUACAGCACACGCGUCGUUUGGAAUCGUUCUCUAAGUUACUGUUGUAUGUUUUGAGUAUUAAUUUCAGUCAGUCGUGUAUAUAUAUUAUAGCUCAAGCUCAGAAAGGCAUAUAAAUUAUGUGCAGUCUUUGACCGAUAUGUAAUAUAACACCGUUUCAAUCAUUAACGAAUUGGCUUAAUGUUCGCAACGUGUGAUCCUAAUUCCUAAAUGUCUCAAUUAUCCAUGUUGAGCCUUCUAUUGUUCGAAUUUUCACGAUCGUUCACAUAAAUUUCUAAUUAUGAAAGAUAUAAAUUUGAAAUAUUUUGCUGAACUUGUGUAAUCUUAUACGCAGAAUACGCUAUACCUGUACUUCUGUUUUUGGCGAUAAAAACAAUUAUUUUUAUUAAAACCACCUUGUUCUUGGCCGUUCUUGAGGUUUAUAAAAUACACAGAAUUUAUAAAUUACAAUCUUGGAAUACUGUAUUACUCUUGCUGUACGUAAUUCUCGUAGUGUAUCCGUUUACCUUCUCGCUCGUAUUUCGUGACAGUCAUUGCAAAAUCAUUUGCAUAUUAAUUUUUGUUCAAGUGGCUUUUGAAAUAUUUUCCUGUUAAAUUAAGACACCUGUUGUGAAUUAUUAUAAUUGUCUCAAAUUAAAAAGCUAUUUAUACUUAAAAAAUGUUAAGUAUGAAAUCAUCAUCAUGCAAACUGAAAGAUGAAAGACUAUAUAAACAAAAGGUAAUUUCCAUUGUACAUAUUUUUUUAUUUUGUACCAUGCAAUUGAACUGGCAUUUAGUUAAAUAUUAACUAAAUAUCAGUUAAAUGUUGAUCAAGUUGAGUGUUUCUGACAUCCAAUUUUAAAUUAAUUACCCUAUAUUGACUAUAUUGUUUCUCAUCGAAGAACAAUCAUCAUCAAGAGGAUGAAUUCCAAUAUACAACGGAAGUGGACACACUGGCUGAAAUAAUAACCAUCAUGCAUCAGCAUUAGAAAUUCAGCAAACUUUACUUUGUACAGACAGAUAUAAAAAGUCGUAUAACUUUUUUUGAAAAAUCUUAAGUUUAGAGCUUGUGAUUCAACUCUGUAAAUUUUAAAGUAAUGUAUUUAUACAAUCAUUGCAACAUCUUUUUUUAUAUCCAUAAUUAAAAUAAAUUGUAUGAUUUAAUUCAAUGCAUACAAUAGGUUCUCUUUGAUAGUACAUUCAGGGCCAUAACUUCGGUAUUAUGGGGGGGGGGGGGCGUGAGCUUGCUUUUCCCAACCAAGAGGGUGUGGCCGAACAUACCAUUUUUCACUAACUUUUGAACUAAUGUACCAUAAUUUGUAUAAUUUUUCAGUUAUAUUUUUGUAAAUUUAUCCAAAUAUUUCCUACAACUAAUACUUUUCAAUAAAUUAUGUUAAAUUUUUUGCUGAAUUACAUAUUUUUUCCAGACUAGCAUGUCGUUGAAAUUGUUAAAAUUGUAUUGUCCAAGAAAACUGCAAUAUUACAACAUUGGGGGGGGGGAGGGGUUGCACCCCCACCCCCCAGUAGUUAUGACCCUCAGUACAUAUACUUGUGUAUAAAAUUAUUCUGGUCUGACCACUGCAUCAGGUUUCAGAUAUAUUGGUAUAUGACCAUUUUACUUUUGGUAUACAAUAUUUUUUUGUUAAAAUAGUUGAAAUAUGCAUGCAUGUGUAUGGUAUGUGUAAAGUAUCCGGUAUAUUGGUAUAUCAAUUAGCCAGUGUUAUCGAGCAUUCUGGUAAUCCUGGGCUAGGCCUGAUUAUUAUCUUUUUUUUACGUAAAUAACAUAAUAAAUCUUAUUUGACAGCAAAUAUCAUCAUGAUUAUUAGAUUACACUGAUAUCGAAGGAACUAGACUCCGUUCUGAAAUAUCGCAUACUCGAACCGACCUGACUGCGUAGUUCAGUUGGCAGAGCAUUGGGCUAGUAUUCCAAAGGUCGUAGGUUCGAAUCCCACCGUGGCCAGGCAUAUUUUUCAAGCCUGCCCGGUGUGGAUUUACACUCAGAGUAACAUCACACAAGCAUCUUAUUCACCUGAGUACAUUACACCAACACUGACAGCAAAUAUCAUGAUUAUUAGAUUACACUGAUAUCGAAGGAACUAGACUCAGUUCCGAAAUAUCGCAUACUCGAACCGACCUGACCGCGUGGCUCAGUUGGCAGAGCAUUGGGCUAGUAUUCCAAAGGUCGUAGGUUCGAUUCCCACAAUCCCACCGUGGCCAGGCAUAUUUUUCAAGCCUGCCCUGUGUGGAUAUACACUCAGAGUAACAUCAGUACAUCACACAAGCAAUAAUAAAAGUAAUCAGUUUAUAAUAAGGGAUGCCUGAAUCACCUGCAGUGUUUUUCAUCAGGUUCCUUAACAAAUUUCAUGUUUUGAUACAAUUAUGCGUUUGUGACAAAAAGCACAAGUCAGGACGUAUAUGUUGCUCAUAAUUGUUAAAAAUUGUCCUCAAUAUGCUGCUCUUUAUAUACUAUAGGUAUAUUUUCUUACUGGUAUAUUUCAAAUUCACAAAACCAAAUAUAAUUGUGAAAUUGAAUAUUUCUGAGUAUCAGAAUAUUUUCAUCCAGCAAUACAUAAGCAGCUUAAACCGGCUAAACGUUUUUCUUAAAUGGAUGUGUGAUUUUAAUAGUGUAAGCAUGGCUGAUCAAGUAUUUUGCGUUUUAUGUUAAUAAUUAUGUCAGUUAAUUAGCUUUUCUCACGCCACCAUUUUUGGGUAGCAUUUGAGCCGACGUCUGCGAGAUAAGUCCACAUAACGGCGACUUUUUAUAAUUUUUUUGACGAAUGAUGGUAAAUUUGCUUUGUAAAUGGUUAGUUUAUUUUGAAAAAUUGCUUUUCACAUUGUUUUAAUUGUCUGCAUUGGUUAACGAGAAUUGGAUGCCACCCAAAAAUGGCGUAUAUUCCUCAUCGUGGGAAAGGAUAAUUGACUGUCUGUCACAUAUUGUCUAAUAAUGAAUAUGUUUUAUUAAUAUACAAAAACUAUAUAUGUUAACUCCUCAAUUGGAUAUAUAAUCAUUAUUUAUUAGGGAACACAAUUACCAACUACUUUAUGGUAGUUCCUCCAUUGCUCGCUGCCCUGAGAUGUCAUCAACUGGGUCUUGAUACAAGAUUUCUUUUAUCCUUCCUCUCCUUUAUGGGUAAGAAGAUCUACACUGAAAACAUAUAGCCAGGUUUUUAAACACAUAAUAAUAGAGAAGACCCUCUAGUUGUGUGAGUGAUUAUAAUUAAAAUGGGCGUGGUCAUCGAGAGCUAUAUAUCUUGGAAUUUCAAUUAAUACAGUUUGGUACAUUAAUGAUCAUAGUGAAUCAUCAUGUGUUGUUGUCCCUUGCAGGUAUAGGUGUUGGUUCGACCCUUUUUCAUGCCACAUUACAGUAUAAAAUGCAGGUAUAGUAACUGUGUUGACUGCAACCAGCUUAUACCGCCGCGGGUCAAUAUAAUAAUCCGCUAUCUUUGGAAUACUGUCUUUUCACGUCGGAGACAAUAGACAAUCUAAGCAAUGUCUACAGUGUCUACAGUGCACUGACAGACAAGGGACAGGCAAUUCCCCAAAGACUAGGGACAGGCAAUUCCCCAAAGGCAAAGGGCGGAUAAACCGAGAAGGGCUGAUCAGCUCGUAUUAACUGUGGCACUCGUUAAGAUAAACUCGAAUAUUUUCUUGCAGUUGCUGGAUGAACUUCCAAUGAUUUACUGUACAUAUAUCAUGCUUUAUUGCGUGUAAGUAUUCAACUCUGGUCUCUGGGGAAGCCUCGCAUAUCGAUUUUGUCCACGACAAACGUCAUAUGCAAGCCCGUAACCAGGAUUCUGAGACAACCGAGUUGAGCACCAAAGGUGCGAGCCGUGUAGACGGGUCUAGGCCUAGCGGCAUGCCCCUCCAGAAAAUGUUGGAUUUCUUGAAGCUCAGAUAAGCUAUUUCCAGCAAUUUCCAGCAUUUUGAGGAGUGUUCCAACACGAAAUUAAUCUUCUAAACAGUGACACAAUUACUGAAAUGAAAAUGUGUGUGGUAUAGUAUUAUCAUUCACCACACUUCAAAUUCUACAGUACUGUAUUGUCACUGAAGAGCAAGAUUUCAGUCCCCAAAUUCCUACCGAGUCAAGUCAACUACUCAUAGCUAGUUACGGACCUGCAUAUGGACGUUGGGGGGGGGGGGGUUACAGCUGUGACGUUUUUCUGUAAAACCCCAUGGGAAAAUUCGAUAGUUUUUUCGAAAGCCUUAUAAACAUUUCGGAAUCACAUUUGCAGAAUAUAAAAAAUAAAACAACUUGAUACAAACACCAGUCAAUAUACAUUCGUAAUACCAUACCGUGAUUCCAUAAUUCGUAAUAGUAGAAAAUUACCUGAUCUGUACUAGAUGAGAUAUAAGAUCAAGAUGAACAAAAUAUCGAUAACUAUGUGCGACGUUUCUAAGGGGGAGGGGUAUCCAGAGAAACGUCCAUACGUUUCUCGUGGACAAAAUCGAUAUGUAAGGCUUCCCCUGGUCAUAAAUGAAAUAUUUAAUUUAUUACUCAAUAUUCAUUAAAUACCCUACAUUGCUAUAAAGACCUUGACGGUCAGUUUUAUUACAAUGAAUAAUAAUAUACUAAAACGAGUUCUAUAAUUACAAUUCAACGUUUCGUGAUAUCGAUGAAUAAUUUUUUAAUAUCUAGGCUGGCUUGUGACAAUGAACCACGUAAAAAGAACGUCGGUUUAAAACUAUUUCUCACCGUCUGUAAUAUUCUUGUGACUGUGGUAAGUUUCCUGAUCUCUGGGAGACAUACUGGGUGCAAAUACAAAUUGUUUUAAUAGGUACUCAAGAUAUCCUUGCUCAACUGGUCAAAAUACAAGUAUAACCAUUUCGGGGCUGAAAGCGCAAUAUGGAAUAUUGAAUAAUGCGUUUUAAUAUACUGUACUGAGUUCAAAAAUUACUUUUUCUCUUUUGAAACUGAGGGUGAUUGCAUUUAAAAAAGAUCGAAAAUAAAAUGAAUCACCGUACACAAAAAGUUUCUUAAUGAGAAUUUAGUUGCUUUAGGUUAAUAUUAUUUAGAUUAAAGUUGCGUCAGAACUGUACUACUCAGUGGUGCUAUAUAGCGGUGUAUUUUAUGAAUCGUAUCAAAAAAUAGAACAAACUCCGAAAUAUGCAUCUUUUAAGAUGCAUUUCUUAAAAAAAAUCCAAGAUGUGUAUUGAAAUCAAGACAACGUUUUAUCAGGUGAUUUAUUUCGACUUUAUUUCAUGCAAAGCCUUCUUCAAAUCCUUAAUCGCCUUACAAAAUUUUGUCAAGUCAGAUCUUGCAUGGAUUUCCCAGAACGAUUCCUUUUUUAUUUAAUUUUAUAAUUUAAUUAAUACUUUGCCGGCUGGAAAUGGAUUUGAUGUAUUGUUCUAACUGCAGAUACUUAAUAAUACCUGUUUAGGUUUAUGUUGUUUUCGUCAAUCCUUUGAUAUUCCAGGUAUUUUCCAUUGAUUAUUACGGUGUCCAUUGUAUUUUACGAUAUUCAGAUGACUGCGAAGUUCAUCAUAUAUAUAUAUAUAUAUAUAUAUAUAUAUAUAUAUAUAUAUAUAUAUAUAUAUAUAUAUAUAUAUAUAUAUAUAUAUAUAUAUAUAUAUAUAUAUAUAUAUAUAUAUUGAUCAUCAUUAGUUGAUUAAUACUGAUCACUUAUUGAUUGAUUGCUGUUUUAGUGGGUGUAUGGAUUGAGUGUUGCAGUACUUAUUAUAUCAACUGUUCACUCGGCCAGGUAUCAUCGCUUUAUAUAUAUUUCAUUUCUUGAUCUAUACUGUACACCAAACUUGGUUUUGAUGCAUACUUCAUACUUUCUCAUAUUUGUAAAAAGUAAUAAUAAGAAUGAAAAGAAAGAAGUUCAUUUUUCUUCCAGGAAACAUAACGUUUCACAAGGAUUGUCUUUCUCAGCGUUUGUUUGGUAAGAUAUUAUGAAAACAACCGUUUUAAUGUUUACGCCUCAUAGUGUUAUUAGUGUAUAAUUUCGUUUCAAUUAUUUCACAUCUUUCGUAUUUAUCUUUCGUAUAGUUAUGGAAUUGGUUUUAUAUUAUGGAAUAUUGAUAACGCUUUUUGUACUCACGUGAGGUUAGAAUGAAAUUCUUUACAUUUUUGUAGUGAUAGACCAGUAUUUCUAUAUGGUCCAGUAUUUGUAUUCACUGUAUUUGUGCAAAAUUCAGCAUGCUUUGCCCUACCACUGAAGAAAGUGAAUUUCCUCAUAUAGACAGGCUACCCUCGUCAACUUAUUUCUGUUGAUUUCCACGAGGGACGUGUGAAGAAGAAGUAUACAGCAAAUAUGAAAAUUAUUUAAAAGCUAUUUACAAAAUGUAAGACUAUAUAUAGCUGUAUAAAAAUAUCAUAUUAAGUAUUAAGAUAUACGAUAUAGUAAUGAGGUAAUAAUCUAUUUACAGAUGCAUAUAUUUGCUUUAACUAUCAAUGUGAGCAGCGAUUUUCGUCCGAAAGGACUUUCAUUACCGUACAUUCACUAUUUUAAUAUAACCUGGAUUUGAUCCAAAAACAUGCUCCAGAGUGCAAGUUAGUGCUGCUUUCUUCAUAUAUCAUUUCGUUUCCAGAUAUUUCCGUGGCUUAAUACCUUGGCCUUUUAAUGCACUGGGUCAGCUUCAUGGUUGGUGGCAUUGUUUUGCCGCUUUUGGUGGUUAUUUUCAAAUCUUAUACACGUACGUUUAGCCAGAGGUUUUUUGUAGCUACAUGUACUGCGCAUCAAACAAUACCUGCCAUACUAGUUAUCUGCGAUUAUAAACAUUUGCAAAAUUACUAAAAUGUACCAAUAUUAUUUCUUGCUACGAGUAUGGUCAUUUUUUGAUAUUGGACAAUAAAAAGUUGCCAAAAGUUGUAAAUGAUUGACGUACUUGUGCAAAAACGUGAAAGAGAACCGUGGAGAAAGAUUUGACAAUUAACAAAGAGACGAUGGGUCAAAAUGUCACGAUUAGAGUUAUAGCUCAAGGUUAGACAAUGAAGGGAAAGACAAAGAUUAAGAGCAUUAUACGCACAAAUCCUCCACUUCAUUCUUCAAUUUCUUUGAAUUUUAUCAUGCUAAGCUGAUGUCCCUUUUUCAAAACAAUGUCCCUGUCCAAAUUUCAAAACAAAAUGAUCAGAAGUCGAUGUUACGCAAUAGGUGCAUGUAUAAUGAUGGUACGCUCAGGUAAUUCUGCAAAUGGUCAAUUAUUAUGUUGUGUUUACGAGUUUGGUAUAUUUUCAUUCUCUAGCAUUGCUUAAUGUGCCCAGUCAAUGAAAAUAAAUGUGUUCUUGAAUUUUAGGAUUGACUUAAGGGUGAAGUGUAUGAAAAAUAAGCGGAAAUCCGAACAGGUACUGUCUGAUCAGAGUCACGUGAGCGACAAUGAAGGCUAAUCAUGCAAGCUAUAGCAUAAUAAACCUUUAUUCAAAGCUUUCUUUACGCAGACUUCAAGUCAAGGCCUGGAGUCAAGACAGAAAUAUUAUUUCUAUGACUCAAGGCCUGGUCCUAGUUAGGUUUUUGCUUCACUCAUUGGCUGACUUAAUCGGCCAAUCAACGUAUUACUAAAUCAAAUUAGACGAAAAAAAUUAGGCUCAGGCCUGCAGUCUAAACUCGGCAACAUUCAGUGCCUCACACAACGACUAACGCAUUCGUGAUAACAAAACUGUGUUCACCGCGUAUUUCUGAACAUCUCUGGAAUAUGUCCAUUUCUGUAUAUAAUUUUGCUCUCUGUCAUGUGUCUUGUAUUUUGUAAUUCUGUUGUUAUUAUAGAAUGGGUCACAUCAAAAUGGAGGAACCGACAUACGACCUCUUGGGAAGAAAAAUAUUUCAUCUCGUAUGUUUCGAGUAAGUAUAUUACUAAAUAGGUUUUGUUUGUGGAAACACCACGUAAAUUUAUUACUGCAAAGCUUUCGAUCCGUAAGCCCGGAUCUUCAUCAGUGCUAAUAAUAUGUAUAACAUAUUAUUAGCACUGAUGAAGAUCCGGGCUUACGGAUCGAAAGCUUUGCAGUAAUAAAUUUACGUGGUGUUUCCACAAACAAAACCUAUUAUAUUUUAUCACCAUGCAAACAUACAAAGAACUUAAGUAUAUUACUCUUUGCUCAGAUUAUCCUCAUGCUAGCAGAAAUAGCAGAUCCCUAGAAACUGCCAAAUUUGCAAAAAAAUGCGCCGUAUUUUCAUACUUGAACUUGAAAACUUAGAAACUACAGUACGGUAUGAAUAGUCAAACUUGUAGCGACUCUGUUGCAAAGCUGUAACAUCUUUCGAUCAAGCUGGGAACGAGCGGUGUGAACUUUGAUGUGAACACAAUCAGGUUUUGGCGAAUCAACCUUGCAACACGUCUGCUGCAACCGUGAAUGACAACUUACAAAUGUUUGACCUUUGUUUUUAUGUUUUAGGAUCUUUGGUGCUGGAUUCCUGUUCGUUCUCGCAGAAAGUAUGAUCCUGAAUAUGGUGUAAAUAAUAACACAAUAAUCAGUAACGGCAGCAGCAAACACAUGAGAACGUAGUACCUACAAUCAUGGAAUAAUUAAUCGGGACAAUCACAAGUGUCAUCCAAACAGCAUCGUAAUAUCUAUCAAUAUAAAACUAUUAUCGCAGGUUGCACAGUCAUACCUAAACGUUACCACCCCCCUCCCCUCCCCUCCUCACUUCUUACAAUGUUGCUUCCCUGGGCCGGGUAUUUCUCAUCGGAAAAUGUUGUGAAAUAUUCGUGAAUAUCGUAUACUGUUGAACCAACAUUGUAUGUGAGAGAGAAAGUAAUAAAUGUUUUCAACUUGUCCCAAAGUGAUUGUUCCGUGAUUGUAGAUUAUUGAUGUCGUCUUAACGGUAUCAAUCUCGUUCUCGGCUUUUCUCGGCAGAACGGGCAUGAUACAGUAAAUAUGCAGAUGAUUAGAGACACGGUUCUCCCCAGGCUCCUUCUGGGAAUGUUGCGUUAGAUCGUUUUCUUUUCGUUAGUUGUUCGUUCUUUGGUUUGUUGAGUUCUUAGUUUCUGACGAUAAGGUACUGUAGACUGAAAACUGAGUUAGGUUAAAAGUUUUCUUAUGCAAGCUCCUGUAAUUCUGUAUGCCGUCUUUACUACAUGUGCAACCAGUCCUAAAGCCACAUAACGGAUUUUCGCCAUGUUGGAUGAAAUUAGAAUGCUAAUUAAUUCAAAUUGAUAAACAACCGACUCUAUGGAAACGUUUUUAGGUAAACUACACAAAUGUCAUAGUUUGUCCGCAAGAUGUAUUCGCACUGCUUGUUCCCAUGCAGUUGUUGACAAGUUUGGAAGAAAUUAUUAUGAUCUUGUAACAUGAGGCCAACAGACUCGCAACAAAUUGUUCCAACAAGUCUGAUAUCGUCUGCACGUAACGAGUUGUUAACAAGUUGAUGACAACUUAUUUGGAACAACCUGUAUAGCAAGGCUGUUACCAUCAUCAACCUUGUAACAAGGUGAUACCAACUUGUUUUCAGACUUGUCAUAACAACUGGGAACAAGCAGUGCGAACACAUUCUGAUCACAGUUUGACAACAACCUUGUUACAACUUGUUUGCAGAUCUGUAAUAAAGGCCCUGUCACACUAUUGUGUAUCGUACUAGCGCAUGCCAGCGCGUAUGAAAAAUAUCACUCAUACGCUGGAAAACGCUGACAAUCGCUUGGGGUACGUUAGGCAUAUAGGUUGUAUACGUUUCAAGCACGGUCGCGUACGGUGACAUACGCUGGCACGGCGAGGCAGAAACUUUUUUUAAGCAUGCUUAAAAAUUUUGUGCGUAUUCGGACGUAUGGUUUAUAAGAUAAGCAUACUCUAGGCAUACGCUAGAAGUACGCCAUGCAGAUGUACGGUACUCCUACGCAAGCAUAUCAAAGGACUUUUGUGCGUAUGAAAAUUAUUUCAUUAAUUUUCAUACACUUUUCAUACGUUUCUCUCAUACGCAGUAGUGCGACAGGGCCUUAACUUGCGAGUUUUUACGUGCAUGUGUAUAUCUAUUAAGAAAUCAUAAAUAGAUCUUGUCGGAUUUUUCAGGGGCUUUUUUCAGUUUGUAUUUUUAAAGGAAAAGAAGGUGUUAUUUGCGUGUGAUUUCAAAAUAUACUAUUUUUGUACAAAUAAAGUUGGAGGAAAUAGUUUUCCAAGACAGUAUAGGAUUGUAUGCUACAGUUCAUAGAGUCAUGCAAUUAUCUAUUAUACAUGCAUCAGUAUAUUUAUAUUUUCAGUAUAUAAGUAUGUCCAAGUUGUAUUGACAAAGCUAUGUAACAUGUAUGUGUAUAUUUAAUAUUUAUGAUAAAGAAUACUUUUUAAAACAAUAUUUAUCGCACAAACUCUACAUGGAUCUUUGUAGCCAGAUUUAUAAUUGUACAUUUUCACAUAAAC